This is a messenger RNA of Struthio camelus australis, 3300 nucleotides long. The record is from RefSeq and is a predicted model, not a curated record. Lineage: Eukaryota; Metazoa; Chordata; Aves; Struthioniformes; Struthionidae.
UAUGCAAGCUCAGAGCUGAGCAGGCUGUAAAGCAGCACUGAGCCUCGGGAGUGGAAGGUCUGCCCUGUUCAAAGGAACCAUCUCCUUGGCUUGCAGGGUAGAUGCAUCAAGAACAAAAAACUAUUCAGCUUGCAUAACAAAUAAUGGAGACCACCAGCAGCACUCCAUCAUCUGUGACUCCCCAGUGGGAUGGGUUUCCCCAGAAGACCUUGGACUCUGUGGACAUUGUUGUUCUUGUUCUGUAUUUUGUAUUUGUCCUGGCUGUUGGACUGUGGUCCAUGUGGAAGACACAGCGAAGCACUGUAAAAGGCUACUUUCUAGCUGGAGGAGAGAUGCUUUGGUGGCCUGUGGGUGCAUCCCUAUUUGCUAGUAAUGUUGGAAGUGGCCACUUCAUAGGUCUGGCUGGGUCAGGAGCAGCAUCAGGAAUUGCUGCAACAGCCUACGAGUGGAACGGGAUGUUUUGCGUUUUGGUGCUGGCCUGGCUAUUCCUUCCAAUUUAUAUAGCAGCAGGAGUUACUACCAUGCCAGAGUACUUGCAGAAACGUUUUGGAGGCAAAAGAAUUCAGAUAUUCCUAGCAAUUCUCUACUUAUUCAUCUAUAUAUUCACCAAAAUAUCAGUCGAUAUGUAUGCUGGGGCCCUCUUCAUUCAGCAAGCCUUACACUGGGACCUCUAUAUCGCUGUUAUAGGCUUGCUGGCAAUCACAGCUGUUUACACUGUUGCAGGUGGCCUGGCAGCUGUAAUAUACACAGAUGCUCUGCAAACUUUCAUCAUGCUGAUUGGGGCUGUGACUCUCAUGAUCUUCAGCUUUGUUGAAGUUGGCGGCCUUGAAGGUUUGCAGACAAAAUAUUUCAAUGCCAUUCCUAGCAACCACAAGGAAAACAGUAGCUGCGGCUUACCAAGAGAAGAUGCUUUUCACAUUUUUCGAGAUCCUGUUACCUCUGAUCUUCCUUGGCCAGGAGUAUUGGUAGGAAUGACCAUCCCGUCUCUGUGGUACUGGUGCACAGACCAGGUCAUCGUUCAAAGGUCUCUGGCUGCUAAAAACCUCUCUCAUGCCAAAGGAGGCUCCUUGAUGACCUCCUACUUGAAAAUUUUGCCCCUCUUUAUGAUGGUAAUGCCAGGCAUGAUCAGCCGGAUUCUCUUCCCAGAUCUGGUGGCUUGUGCAGAUCCAGAAAUUUGUCGAAAAAUCUGUGGCAAUCCAUCUGGCUGUUCUGAUAUUGCUUACCCUAAGCUGGUCAUAGAACUUCUGCCUGUAGGACUUAGGGGCCUGAUGAUGUCAGUGAUGAUAGCAGCUCUUAUGUCCUCCUUGACUUCCAUCUUUAAUAGCGCCAGUACCAUUUUCACCAUGGACCUCUGGAAACAUUUCCGGCCUUGCUGUUCCGAGUGGGAGCUCAUGAUUGUUGGCAGGAUCUUUGUGCUGCUGCUCACUGUGGUAUCCAUCCUGUGGAUCCCAUUGGUACAGGCUGGCCAGGGAGGGCAGCUCUUUAUUUACAUGCAGUCGAUCAGCUCCUAUCUGCAGCCCCCAGUGGCAAUGGUGUUUAUUUUGGGUUGCUUCUGGAAAAGAGCGAAUGAAAAGGGUGCAUUCUGGGGCCUGGUGAUUGGGCUGCUGCUGGGCGUCAUUCGAUUGGUGCUGGACUUCAUUUAUCCAGAGCCCCAGUGUGGAGAGACAGACAUCAGACCAGGUGUGGUGAAAUACAUGCACUAUCUCUACUUCUCCAUGGUCCUAGCUGCGAUUUCUACAAUCACUGUGCUGGUUGUGAGCAUGCUCACAGAACCCCCCUCGGAAGAAAUGAUAAGUCGGCUUACCUGGUUCACACGUGGGGAUCUACCAGUCAAGCAAGACCUAGCAGUCAGCACUUCCCCUGAUGCUGGAAAUGGAGUGUGUGAAGCUGAGCGUCCAGCUUUCCAGAUUGAUAUAAGCAUUGCCUCUGAAAAUAGUUCAAAUGAUAAUAAAUGUACAACUAAUACCAAAAAGAGCUCUAAGUUGACGACAGUCUUUCUGUGGCUCUGUGGGAUGGAACGCAAACAGGACAAUUCUGAGAACGUGAUGCCGACCAAACCUGAACCUCCAGUGGCUUCAUUGGACGAGAAACCUCUGGUGAAACACGUCCUGAACAUCAACUUGAUAUUAUGUGUAUGUGCUGGGCUCUUUCUCUGGGCCUACUUUGCAUAGUAGUUGGCUGUUUGAUUCAAGAUGACAUCAACUAAUUUUAACUGGUGUAAAUAGUAAUAAUUAGCAGAGGGUUAAUGUAAUUUGUAAUCCUUUCUAAAUUUUAUUUCUUUUUUUAAGAACAGAGAUCCUCCUCCCUCAUACUUUCCUUAUUCCUAAUGAGGGGCCUAAUUGUGAAAGGUGCUGGGCCUUCUUAGCACCAUCACAAUUGGACCCAAACUGGAAACAACAGGAUAAGUGUAAGGAGCUGAGGAAGGCAUCGAGGCAGAAAAGGUUUGUUUGGUUAUUUUAAACUUUAAAUUAUGUUUUUUGGAGUAAAGCACUACCUGGAAUUCAGGAAAUCUGGAUUCUAUUCCCAUCUGUGCCUCUAUGACCAGCUACGGUGUGCUUGAUUUCCUUUUCUGAUAGCUCCUCUAACUCUGAGGAGUGAAUAACUUCUCCAAGUGGCAUAAGGAGGGCCAGCAUUCGUUUGCGAGGUACUCUGUCGCUGUAGCAAGUGCUUUACUGCCUUAGCUCACGGUGGUUCACCUUCCUCAACGAAUGCGCACACGUGCAGUACACAAAAGCAUGCGUACAAUUAGCAUUGGGUCCAGACGCUUCUGUGAGUCUGUGCUAAAGUUAAAGUAAUUCUUAUUGUCCGCGUAUACGUGAGUCUUUCCAUGCAGUAUGUCAAAACCAAGCACAGUCCUGAGGCGGCAGGGGCAGACCAGCAAGUUGACUCUGACUAACGCCAGCAUGCAGCGUAGAAACCAGAAACCGCAGGAACAGCAGUGUUAAAUAUAAUCAAAUACACCUGAAGGAACUAAAACAACCCAGACAGCAAAGCAAAAGAACCAACUAACACCGAGCACUGCUGGAGUCGGUGGAGGGGAUGAUGGCGCGUGCGUGUCGGACAGCACCUUUUCCCCUUCUCCGGACUGUCUUUAGCUGUUCUGUGAGCAGUUUAACGCUGUUAAAAAAAUUCCGCCAGGGCCAAUAAAAACAUUUUAAAUAACAUAUCCUCUGAGGCGGCAGCCAGGAGGAAACAUAACCUGGGCUGCACUGUUAGCGUUGUAAUUCAGCCUCCUUCUCGUGAGCUUAAUCAAACAAUGUCCGCUGGUGGCUUUUGUGUAGCUGGAGAUGAGCUCAUUAA